UGUGUGUGUGUGUGUGUGUGUGUGUGUGUGUGUGCUAGGCUAGCUGGAGCAGCAGCUAGCGGCGUGGCUAACAGUGAUGUCCACAGCCUCUAAGGUGGUUCUGGGAGUUUCUGUGGCUCUGACUCUGAGCACGGUGGCCGGUGUGCACCUCAAACAGACCUGGGACCGACAGCGGCUCCACGAGGGCGUGGUGCGGGACCUGGAGCGUCUGCACAGGAAGCAGGAGAACCUGAGGCUGCUGGAGGAGCAGAGGAGCCUGACCAGGCAGCUGGAGGCCCAGAGGGAGCAGGAGAGGAGGCAGGAGGAGCAGAGGAGCUGAGGGAGGAGCUGCUCAUUCAGCGCCGCUGAA
Messenger RNA from Myripristis murdjan (pinecone soldierfish), 349 nucleotides. RefSeq names its product PET117 cytochrome c oxidase chaperone (gene pet117). The transcript has 3 exons. The record is from RefSeq and is a predicted model, not a curated record. Bases 77 to 319 code for a protein of 80 amino acids. Gene Ontology annotation, biological process: mitochondrial respiratory chain complex IV assembly. NCBI's taxonomy places the organism in Eukaryota, Metazoa, Chordata, Actinopteri, Holocentriformes, Holocentridae. Gene Ontology annotation, cellular component: mitochondrion.